AUUUUGAAGGUGGCUUCGCCGCGAGUUGGCGACCUAUUACCGUAAUGCCGAGUAUGAACGAAAUUAGGGGCGGCUGGCUUGACCGCAGUUACUUAUCGCGUGGCGGCUGGCUUGACCGCAGUUACUUAUCGCGUGGCGGCUGGCUUGACCUCAGUUAGCUGUGAUGAAGGAACUCAUGGUCACGUUUUGGAUUCUUCUGUCCCUUCUUCUUGUGCACUUGAGCAGUGAGCAUCCCACUUGUGAAGUCACGCAUGAUACCAAAGGUUGGCAUUACAAAAUCAGUGGGAAUGACACAGCGCCCUGCACUCGUUAUCAGUGGACCAAUGGGACGGAGCUCGUGCUGGCGACGCACAGGCCGAGGGACAAGUCUGUAAGCGACAAGGUGAUCCAAAAAUCCGAAAAAUAUCUUCAUCUUGCCGUUUGUGUGGAGGACAUUCAACGCAACAGAGAAUGCCCCAGUCAGAAUUUCUUACGAGUUGUCACAUGUCCAGUCAACUGCACGGAAAUGUAUGAAGUCUCUCGGUCUACAGUUCUUCUUGUGCACUUGAGCAGUGAGCAUCCCACUUGUGAAGUCACGCAUGAUACCAAAGGUUGGCAUUACAAAAUCAGUGGGAAUGACACAGCGCCCUGCACUCGUUAUCAGUGGACCAAUGGGACGGAGCUCGUGCUGGCGACGCACAGGCCGAGGGACAAGUCUGUAAGCGACAAGGUGAUCCGAAAUCCGAAAAAUAUCUUCAUCUUGCCGUUUGUGUGGAGGACAUUCAACGCAACAGAGAAUGCCCCAGUCAGAAUUUCUUACGAGUUGUCACAUGUCCAGUCAACUGCACGGAAAUGUAUGAAGUCUCUCGGUCUACAGGAAGAAGACUGACGAUAGUCAGCUCCGUACUGGUGCUGUUUCUGCUGCUCAUACUGUUCCUUGCUUUCCUGUGCAGAAACAAAUGCAAAUACCAAACACCUGUUUUCAUGAAUGGCAGAUCACCCGGGCCACUGGUUUGCCCUGAAAAAUUGCUGGCACACUGUCAAAAUGCACCAAAGCUGUCACCCAGAUCACCCAGGAAAAACAUUCCUGACCUCGCCGCCUCGCCACCCCAACCCAUAUAUAUAUAGUAUAAAAAGCAUCAAAUAUUGUUUUACAUCCGUACUUAGCUAUAUUCCUAAUUUCUAAUGUACCUGUGAAUGAAAACGCAAAGCGUUUGAUCAAAAUGUACGCAAGCGAUACGUAGCGAGCCGCGUACGUUCAAAUGAAGGGAGUCAGCGGGACAAUAUCCACACUCUUAUUCUUGCACAUAUCUUUUUAGAAUUUAAUAAAUGUGAUAAAGUAUAAUAUACUGUAUAAACGGGAUCAAAUGCGGUUUACACCGUCCGCAUAUCCAAUCGCGUGGUGUACGGCAGGGCAGCACUUUAAAACUUUAUCCCGGCUCACCUUAAGUCCUCUUAUUCCUUCACUUUACUCUGGAGUCAGCCACUCCUCCCUCAAAAGUCUCCAGAGAUUUCAAAAUGGUGCUGUUCGCCUCUCGACUGGAACACGUAAAAGGGAGCACAUACUGAAACUGUGAUCCCGGCCUCCCUCCACUAUCCCCCCACCCCGCCUUAUCUCUGUCUUAGCGGCUCCAUCCUCACACUCUUGCUGGGUGCCUCAGGUCACCAGACCGACAGUGUUGUUGAUAUUAUAUUAUAUGUUCAAUCUGUGCAGUUGACAAUGAAAUCUCAAGCUUGUCAAAUCAUCCUGGUGCCAAAGGGUGCUACCAAGUGUCAGAAAGCUCACUGUUAUGUUGUGGGCGGCUGCUUCCGCCACAUGGUUUCUUCAAUCUAUGCAUCAGGGGGGAGAGUGGUCGUCUUCUUAGCCAAAGGUUGUGGCUCGGACCCUGAGCCCUUGUGACCAUGACCGUGCUCCCGAUGUUGCCUCAUCAGUAGGUGACUGAGGAGAUAGUUAUAAAGCACUUUUAGAACCACCAAACAAGUGAAAACAAAAUAGGGGGGGGGGGGGGGGGGGGGGGACUUGUUUGGUAUCAGGAGCAAUAUAGCAAAUCUCAGAAGGGAAAAACAAAGCAAAAACUAGUUUUGAAUAAGGUCAUUGUCAAUUGCCUUUUCCACCAGCAAAGGAGCAAUACACUGAUUUAGAGACGUGCAACAUUUUUUUACAUCCCGAUGAUACAGAUGCUGAUAUUUUUGACAUGAAAUUAGUUUUCUGUGGGCGGCACCACCGUGCAGUAAACUGGUUAGAGCGUCUGCCUCACAGCGCUGAGGACCCGGGUUCAAUCCCCGGUCCCGACUGUGUGGAGUUUGCAUGUUCUCCCCGUGCCUGCGUGGCUUUUCUCCGGGCACUCCGGUUUCCUCCCACAUCCCAAAAACAUGCAUGGUAGGGUAAUUGACGACUCCAAAUUGCCCGUAGGUGUGAUUGUGAGCGCGAAUGCUGAAAGGAUUGUCGGUACCCCCCUACCCAGCCUUGAGGACUUGCACGCUGCCAGAACUAAGACAAGGGCGUGCAAAAUCCUCUCGGACCCUCCCCACCCUGGUCACCAGCUCUUCCAGCUCCUUCCCUCAGGUAGGCGCUACCGAUCAAUGCAAACUAGAACUAGUAGACAUUCCAACAGCUUCUUCCCACUUGCAAUCAACUUCUUGAACAGCUAACUUACAAUUCCAUUACAACAAGCUGGCAAUUUUUUGACUUGAGUUCGUUGUCACAUUUCUGUAUUAUGUAUUACUCGUGCACUCACUGUAGUUGUCUCGCCGUGCUGCACUAUUUGCAUAUAGUGGCCACUCAUGCCAGAGGAGUAUCUGUAACAUUUGCACAACCAUUGUCCCAGAUUAUCGCACUACUCGUCACUUUAAACCGCAUACACUCCUUGAAGUCUCAGUGCCCUUUGCACAAUGGUCAUUGCACCGGACUAUUGCGAUAUUAGCCAUUCGAACUGAGGACUCUGCAUCUUUUUGCACAAUUGUUGUUUGUUGUUGUUUUUUGUUAAUGUCUUUAUGUCUCCAAAGUGUUCUGUAAAUUGACUGUCUGUUGUACUAGAGCGGCUCCAACUACCGGAGACAAAUUCCUUGUGUGUUUUGGACAUACUUGGCAAAUAAAGAUGAUUCUGAUUCUGAUUCUGAAUGGUUGUUUGUUUGUAUGUGCCCUGCGAUUGACUGGCGACCAGUUCAAAUUUUUUUAUGUAGACCACACAAUUAAUUACAAUAUUAAUACAAAUAAAAUGUAUCCGGUGGCCAAAUAAAUACCCUUCAGAAUAUUUGCAGCACAGUGCAAAUAAUAAUAAUUCAAAAAAUACUAUCCAGCUCAGUGCUUCAAGUAACAUUCAAGUUUGCUGACCAUUUAUCCAGUGAAAGUAUUAGGAAAAUAAAUGACAGGAUUCCCUCAGUCGCGGCACAGUAACUGUAAUAGAUAAACAAUUGAGGAUUAUGUCAUACGCCAGGCAUUUUAUCUAUUUAUAUCAUAUAGUUGUACACUGAUUAAAAUUUGUGAUGAAAAAAAGGGAGAUUUGAUUAUUAACCAGCCUUCGUGUGAUGUGCCUUUUUUGACAACUCCUGUUGUUUGCGGGCUAUUUGAAAUCCUUCGUAAAUAUAAAACUGGAGACCCUCGCUCUUAAAGUGUAUCUGCAAAUACUUUAUUUUAAAAUAAUAAUGCAAUAUAUUGCUUUUCUUGACACUUUACAAUUUCAUGCAUUGGAUCACACCAUAUGUAUACUUAUUUUAUAUUUAAUGGUAUUCUAUUUUAUUAUUUUAAGACCAACUGUUGUUUUAAUUGUAGAAUGUGCAAAUGAAUGCUGUAUGGUUUACUUUACGCAAGAAUUGUAACUUUUGUUUUCAUGAAAAAACAAGUUAAUUCUUGUAAGGUUGCUAUUUUGUUCUCUGGAAAUAUAUAUCCUUUAUCUUUCCACUUUGUCCCCUGGUUUCGAAAGCCGGCAUUCUGCGGCUGUUCCUCCACCUGCCCCGGCUGAUUUCUUCCUUCAGCUGUUCAACCUGCUAUUGUCGCCAAGGGCUGGAGGCUACAACGCCCCUAUCUGUGAUUUAGGCACAUUUUGCAUCAUCUCAGAUGAUAUUCUUUGCACUCUUUUUGUUUGUUUGUUUGUUUCUCCAUUAUGGCUUUCAUUAUGUCGUCACAACUGGGAAACCAGCAGCGGGAAUGACACGGGACAGAUUUCGUAAAACAUCGUGAUUGUUGCAUUGACUCGAUCGCAAGUGGGCGGUUCUGUGCGUCUUGAGAAGACGUUUCGUUUCGCCUCCCAUCUGAGCAGGCGUCAUCAGUUCAUGCAGCAAGGCUUAUUUAAGACGCACUAGUCAGUAUUUGUGAGGAAAACUCAACUAUUUAUGCUCCCAAGUUAGAGGCACGCACUGGCUCAUUUGAAGAUUUUGUUUUCAAAUGUCAUCAUGGUGUCGCGUUGCCUUCCCUUCCCUUCCCUCGCUGAGCUGCUCCGUCCCUAAAGUAAGAUGACCAACUGCUCCUGAAUGUAACAAAGUGGAAGCAGAAGCUCGGAGCACAAACGAUGGAACGACGGACCUUCCUGGUGCGCAUGAGACAAGUCUCGUCACUGUCCAUUUUUAAAACUCUUCUUAAAACCCAUUUAGUAUUAAACUUUGUUUUUGUUUUAUGUCUAAAGUUGCAAGUUUUACUUUGUACUUUUGUUUCUGUUGUGGCGUUUUUAAAUAAACAGUUGAGUUGCGGGUUUCUUCAA
Molecule: messenger RNA, 4676 nt
Organism: Phyllopteryx taeniolatus (common seadragon)
Lineage: Eukaryota; Metazoa; Chordata; Actinopteri; Syngnathiformes; Syngnathidae
Exons: 10
Coding region: 164-868 (234 amino acids)
Source: RefSeq, a predicted model, not a curated record